Messenger RNA from Galendromus occidentalis (western predatory mite), 732 nucleotides. Its product is annotated as cysteine dioxygenase type 1. NCBI's taxonomy places the organism in Eukaryota, Metazoa, Arthropoda, Arachnida, Mesostigmata, Phytoseiidae. Gene Ontology annotation, molecular function: ferrous iron binding; cysteine dioxygenase activity. Gene Ontology annotation, biological process: L-cysteine catabolic process. The record is from RefSeq and is a predicted model, not a curated record. The coding region runs from base 26 to 592 and encodes 188 amino acids. The transcript has a single exon.
UGUCCAGAGAUUUUCUGACGCAAACAUGAGAAUCCUAAAUCUCGAAGAACUUACCGAAGAGCUCUAUCGAGUCUUCGAGAGUGACCAUGUCAACAUCGAUGAAGUCAAGCAGCUCAUGGCGAGCUACGGCGGCGGACCCUGUGAGUGGAGCAAGUACGCCAAAUUCGAACCAGGCAAAUACACCCGGAACCUCGUCGACGAAGGAAACGGAAAAUUCAACCUGAUGGUUCUUUGCUGGAGUGGAGACACCAAGAGCAGUAUCCACGAUCACGCAGACGCCCACUGCGUCAUGCGUCUCCUCAGCGGGGAGUUGACCGAAGUUCGCUACGAUUGGCCCCAAGGCCAGAAAAUGCGUGUCAUCGAUGAGAAAAUCAUGCUGCCCGGAGAUGUCGCCUACAUCAACAACGACAUCGGUCUGCACCGUGUCGAGAAUCGUUUCCCAGAAGUGGCGGUGUCUCUUCAUCUCUACAGCCCGCCGUUCCAGUCAUGUUACAUGUUCGAUGAGAACACCGGAAAUAGGGCCGUCUCCAAAGUUACCUUCUGGAGUCGUUAUGGCGAAUGUACUCCUGUGAUCGAGAGUCGGGAACCCUGAGCGUUCCUCCAGCCCCCUGUAUCAUUCUGUAUAGUAUUCGUGGAGCCUAUCUAACCAUUUCACGACUGUGUAUAUUUCCGAGGAGGAACAUACCUUACUCGGCAAGCUAUGUGAAUAAAGCCAUAUACCGAUAUGCAUAU